AUGCGUUCCACUUACCUUUUCUUGUCUGUGGCGGCUCCAUUGGCUUCGGCCAUUGUCAUCCCCGAUGAGAGUAUCCUUGCAGAGAUAGUCUCUGAGACUCUCACAGCUGCAAAUGAUCAUUUGUCUAAAGCAGAUGGUGAGAUGAGCCUGCUGGGCAUGUCUCCGGAUGAACAUAGAGGCUGGGGAAAAGAUGGGGACUGGCGUGAUGAUGAUGGAUAUCCUAGACACGGCGAUUGGCCCGGAUACGACGAAGAUCCACACGGGAGAUGGCCCGGUGGUGAUCGCCCCAGAUAUGGGGGAUGGCCUGGACACCGAGACGACGACGAAGACAGACGCUACCCUCCACACCCCAGACACGGAGAAUGCAGAUACGACCGCAACGGCAGACCAUGCGACAGACACCGACACCACCAACCAAUCGAUGCCUGUCCAGGCCCGCUCUGCCACUCAGACAAAACAACCUGGGAGCUCAUCAAAACAAACGAGCAUACAUCCCAACUCGCCGAGCUCAUCGCCGGCAAUAAAGACUUGAUCGAGAUCCUUAACAGCACGACAGCAAACCACACCUUCUUCGCGCUGACGAACGAAGCCCUAGAGGGACUUCCACGAGGACGAAAUAGCCCCAGUCCCAAGUUCAUAUCCAGCUUGCUGCGGUAUCAUAUUCUGCCUGGUCGAUUGUCCAUCGAGCAUAUCGCGGGCCACGGGACGCUACCGACGAAGCUCACAGAGCCAGCUUUGGAAUCGAAACUACCGCAGAGGAUUGUUGUUCGGGAGCACGGUGACGGAGUGACGUUGAACCGGAGGAGUAGGGUUGUUGGAGCUGAUAUGAAAACCAAAAACGGCAUAAUCCACCUAAUAACCAGUCCCCUGCACCCACCCCCAGAGACACGCACAGUGCUGCAUCAAGCACCGGCCGACCUCAGCACCUUCACGCUGGCGCUAGCACGCACGAAACUCGCUUCCAAUCUUGACCCGGCGCAGCGAAAGGGCGGAACAACCUUCGCGCCCACGAACGCUGCGUUUAGACGGCUCGGGGAGCGUGCUAAUCGGUUUCUUUUCUCGCGGCAGGGUGAGGGGUGUUUGCGUGCGCUGAUGCAGUAUCAUCUUGUGCCGAAUCGGACGCUGUACUCGGAUGUCUUGUAUAGUAGUAAUGGGAAGGCUCAUCUCUUGUUUUCUGGGCAUGAUAGUGGGAAUGGACACGAGGGCAAGGGUAAGGGUGGGUGUUUUGGUGGGCUAGAGGAAGAGUAUGCGAAUGUGCGGCUUUGGACUCUGUUGAAGAAGAGGGAGUUGGGGAUUGAUGUUAAGAAGGGGUUUGGUGAGGUUGAUAUGCAGGUUAAUGGGUUUGGUAGGGUUGGACCAUUGGAUUUGUUGGCGAGGGAUGGGGUGGUGCAUGUUUUGGAUCGACUGUUGGUUCCGCCGAGGAAGAUUCAGGAUAAAGAUGUAGAUGAAGAUAGGGAAGAAAUGAUGAUUGAGGAACUUGUGGAGAGGUUGGAUGGUUGUGCCUAUGGAGUGAGUCGCGGUGAACUAUGA
Molecule: messenger RNA, 1530 nt
Organism: Penicillium samsonianum
Lineage: Eukaryota; Fungi; Ascomycota; Eurotiomycetes; Eurotiales; Aspergillaceae
Product: fasciclin domain-containing protein
Exons: 2
Coding region: 1-1530 (509 amino acids)
Biological process (GO): macroautophagy
Cellular component (GO): fungal-type vacuole membrane
Source: RefSeq, a predicted model, not a curated record